AUGGCAUUUCUUGUGAUGCCAGUAGUGAUGACAUUGGUUGCUGUGCUGAUAAUAGUGGUGAUGAUGGUGAUAGUAGUGACCAUCAGUGAUGGUCUUUAUGAUGGCAUUUCUUGUGAUGCCAGUAGUGAUGACAUUGGUUGCUGUGCUGAUAAUAGUGAUGAUGAUGGUGAUAGUAGUGACCAUCAGUGAUGGUCUUUAUUAUGGUAUUUGUUGUGAUGCCAGUAGUGAUGACAUUGGUUGUUGUGCUGAUAAUAGUGAUGAUGAUGGUGAUAGCAGUGACCAUCAGUGAUGGUCUUUAUGAUGGUAUUUGUUGUGAUGCCAGUAGUGAUGACAUUGGUUGUUGUGCUGAUAAUAGUGAUGAUGAUGGUGAUAGUAGUGACCAUCAGUGAUGGUCUUUAUGAUGGCAUUUGUUGUGAUUCCAGUAGUGAUGACAUUGGUUGCUGUGAUGAUAAUAGUGGUGAUGAUGGUGAUAGUGGUGACCACUAGUGAUGGUCUUUAUGAUGGUAUUUGUUGUGAUUCCAGUAGUGAUGACAUUGGUUGCUGUGAUGAUAAUAGUGGUGAUGAUGGUGAUAGUGGUGACCAUUAGUGAUGGUCUUUAUGAUGGUAUUUGUUGUGAUGCCAGUGGUGAUGACAUUGGUUGUUGUGAUGAUAACAAUGGUGAUGAUGGUGCAUGGUAG
Molecule: messenger RNA, 677 nt
Organism: Paramuricea clavata
Lineage: Eukaryota; Metazoa; Cnidaria; Anthozoa; Malacalcyonacea; Plexauridae
Source: the annotation of a GenBank genome assembly